AACUAUUUUAAUCUGGCCUUUAAAAGAUGCACAAAGUGAUAUUCUGGAGAAAGGUUGUCAACAAAAGAUAAGAUUAAAAAAUAGAGCAGAUUGCAAUGUUUUGCAAAAAAAAAAAAAGAUUUAAAAAAUGAAAUGGCAGCUGCAUUGUAUCUACUUUUUAAACUUCAAAGUGAUGCUGCAGCCCAGAAUGCAAGAGGGGUUUAAGAAUAAAGAUGUGUUUAAAGUCUGUCCAAAAAGUUUGCCCUACCUCUUGCAAAAACUGCAGAAACAAGCCUUUGUAUGACCUCAGUUCUUGAAGGUGAGCUUGAGCGGAUUUACUUUGCUUAUCAGGUAAAUAGGUGGUCUGGUGUUUGCAAAUUUUGUGGUGCUGCUGGCGGAAAAGUGAUUUGCAAGCAGCUUGGAAUGGCUGAGCUGUCACGCUGCCCUGAGAGACGAACAGUAAAGUCUCAUCCUGCCCGACCUGUGUCAAUGCAAAUACUGUUCUACCACUACCUGUGGUUUGGUUUGAUGCAAAUUGAAUGCUAACAUAUAAAUCCCUGUGAGAGACCUCUUGAACGCAAGGGUUUCCCUCAUCUUGUGCAUAAUGCACACAGCUCCAUGUCGUGAUUAAUUGUUAACAGAGCAAAAAAACUUGUGAAUUGAGCACAUCGGAGGAGCCAGGAGCCAGAGAGGAUAAGCAGAGACCUUGUGUUGGAUUCAGAGGGAUAAAAAGCUUCAUCAGAUGGGAAAGAGGCUUCAUUUGAGGUAUAAAUGGAAGCCUGCACAGAUCAUUGGAAUCUUAUUUAAGUUUGGUUUUGCAUCUGCUUUAUGUUGCUCAAACGCUAAAUGUGUGACUCUUUCCUGCAGGCUCCUCUGACAGUGUGACGGAUUCUCUCAUCUGGUUUGGAGCGCAUGCAGAACAUUUUACCUGCUUGUCAUCUCUGAACAGAAAAAAACGACAGAUGCAUUAAACCCAGCAGUUCCGAUUGCACAUCUGCAGAGGGUUAGGAUUAUUACAAACAUGUUCGGAUUGAGCAAAUUGACAGUUUGGGUUUUUACAGGUUUGGUGGCUGUGCUAACCAUCUUCUUCAACUCUUACAUCUUUCUCGUGAGUCUGUGGCGUCAAAAAGACAAAAAGCAGAGAAGCCCAAGUGAUGUCAUCAUCAUAGCUCUGUCAGUAUCUAAUACAAUUUAUCAGCUGGUGUCCUACAUCUGGAUGACCAUGGAUAUAAUAGAUGUUAGGUGCCGUAUUGACCAGAUGUUCUACACCAUUCUGCUGCUGGUCAUCAUGAGUUUAAAGUUCACCAUCUUAUGGGACACCAGCUUCCUUGCCUUCUACUAUAGCACCAAAUUGGUCAGCACGCCAAAUCACUGCUACACACAGAUCAACACUGCCAUCCUCAAGCAUGUGACUCUAGUAGUUUGUCUCAUCGCUCUGACGGGCCUGGCCACCUGCAUCCCAGUGCUCUUCGUGUUCCACCCCAACAACCAAACCGCUGUGAAUAAGGAUUGUGGGAUUUUAAUGCCCGAUUCCACAGCUGGAGAAAUUUACAACAUCACUUUUUUGCUCCUUUCGGAUGUCCUGCCGGGGCUGAUCAUGCUGAAGUGCUGCGUCUCAAUCUCCUUCCAUCUGGGCAUGCAUCUCCACCGCAUGAAAGCCAGCACCAAUGGCGCACACCCCCCAAAGCUUGACAGUCAAAUGAGGGUAAUCCAGAUGGCUCUGUCUCUGGUCAUCAACUUCCUCAUCUUUCUCAUGGCUGAUCUGUACGUGAACUACCAGAUCGUUGUGAACAAUGACAGCUUAGUAGGGAUCGCAAUUUUGGACAUGUCAACUUUUGCUGCUGUUACAGCUGCAGUGCUCAUCUAUGGAAAGAAGACUCUUUGGAAAGCUCUGAUCCAUGAGAUUAACAGCUGUUUGGAUGAGUAUCCAUGUUUGUUCUUCCUAAAAUUGCGAGAAAAAAAGGCAGAGGCACCCAAAACUCCUGAAAAAGACAUGUGAAAAGUUCUUUGAUUGUCUGGAGAGGGUUUUUCUUUUGCAAUCAGCUAUUUGAAAGCUAUUCAAAAAUUUGAAUAACUUUUUCCUUCAUCUUUCCUGUAAAAGCAAAAAAAAACAUAGUAAUGUUGUCUUCAAGAAUAGCUUUAGUUUGCUGGACCUGUGAGGUAUUCAGGCUGCAAGCUUGCUAAUGGCAGAAAAGGUAGAUGCUCAAAGCAGCGAGGUGACUGGCGUGUAAUGCAAAUCACAGCCAUAUCAAACCGCACCUGAUGAAUAUUAAUAUUUUAGCGGUACAAAUAAUAGACAGGCCCACAAAAUGUAUCUCCAAGCAUGGUUGCAU
This is a messenger RNA of Oryzias latipes (Japanese medaka), 2312 nucleotides long. It is a transcript of the gene tas2r202, whose product is annotated as taste receptor, type 2, member 202. The record is from RefSeq and is a predicted model, not a curated record. Gene Ontology annotation, biological process: G protein-coupled receptor signaling pathway; sensory perception of taste. Lineage: Eukaryota; Metazoa; Chordata; Actinopteri; Beloniformes; Adrianichthyidae. Gene Ontology annotation, molecular function: G protein-coupled receptor activity; bitter taste receptor activity. Gene Ontology annotation, cellular component: membrane.